Molecule: messenger RNA, 2412 nt
Organism: Thamnophis sirtalis
Lineage: Eukaryota; Metazoa; Chordata; Lepidosauria; Squamata; Natricidae
Source: RefSeq, a predicted model, not a curated record
AUGACUCAGAACUACCAGCAUAUCUUGGCCUUGGUCUUUGCCAUAAGGGAAAUCAAUGAAGAUCCCCAAAUCUUACCCAACUUGACCUUCGGAUUCCAUAUCUAUGAUAGCCAUAUCAAUACCAGGUGGGCCUUUGGUUCUGCAAUGCAACUUAUUUCUCCAAAAGAGCAAUUUCUUCCCAAUUACCAUUGUGAUCGUAAAGACAAUCUUCUUGCAAUUAUUGAAGGACUUGACAUUGAAUCUUCCUAUCAAAUACCAAAUAUUUUUAGCAUCUAUAAGAUUCCUCAGCUCUCCUAUGGCUCUGCUCCAGUGAUGAUGGAUCACACCCAAUCACCUUAUUUUUAUCAAAUGGUCCCAAAUGAAGUCUAUCAGUACAGAGAGAUUCUUGAAUUACUUCUUUAUUUCAGGUGGACAUGGGUAGGAUUUUUCAUUGCAACUGGAAUUAAUUCUGAAUGGGUACUUCAAGUUAUGAUUCCAGAAUUUGCUGCUCAUGGGAUUUGUUUUGCUUUUAUAGAUACUGUCCAUAAUGUAGGCAUGAUAAUUGAAUAUGGUGAUUUUAAAAAAUGGACAUUUAAACUAUGGAAUAAAUUCAUGACCAGCACAGCCAAUGUAUUUCUCCUCUUUGGUAAAGUUCAAACUCCAGUGUUUUUGGACUGGUUGCUAGUCCAAGGAAGAGAUAGUGAGAAAACAAACACAACAAAAGGUAAAGUGUGGAUUUUGACUGCUCAGCUAGAAGCCAAGUCCUAUAGUAAUAAACAGGGUCAGAUAUCUGCUAAACUUAUCUACUCUGGGGCUUUAUCAUUGGUUGUCCAUUCCAAUGGGCUGCCAGGAUUUCUGCAAUUCAUUCUGGAGAGAAAGCCUUCCAAUGUAAAAGAAGAUUUUUUAAUAAAAGACUUUUGGUCUUCUGCUUUUGGUUGCACCUUCCCCAACUGGAUUCUGAACCAUACAAAUAGUGAUCUCUGCACUGGACUAGAGAGCUUGGAAAACAUUUCUGAAAACCUUUUGGAAAAAACCAUUACUGGGCAAAGCUAUAGUAUCUAUAAUGCUGCCUUUGCUGUGGCUCAUGCUUUCCAUGCCAUGUACUCAUCUAGAUUCAAGCACAACAGAAUGCUGAAAAGGGAGAGAUGGACAUCUCUGACUCAGCAGUCAUGGAAGCUGCUCUAUUUUCUGAAGCAAGUGUCUUUUAAUAAUACUGUAGGGGAAAAGAUUUCCUUUGAUCAGAAUGGUAUACUUCUAACAACAUUUGAUGUUAUAAACUGGGUUUUAUUUCCAAAUGAGUCUUUAAUUGGAGUAAAAGUUGGCAUGAUCAACUCACAAGUAACAAGAGAUCACAAAUUGAUGAUGAACAAAAAUCCCAUUGUUUGGCAUGGCUGGUUUAACCAGGUGCAACCUAUCUCUGCUUGUAAUGAAAAGUGCCAACCUGGUUAUAGCAAACAAAAGAAAGAAGGGGAACCAUUUUGCUGCUAUGAUUGCAUUCCCUGUCCAGAAAGCAAGAUUUCUGAGUGGGAAGAUAUGCCUGACUGCAUAGAGUGCAAGCAAGAUCUUUACCCAAACAAGCAUCAGAAUGUCUGCAUUCCAAAAAUUGUAACCUUUUUAUCCUAUAACGAACCUAUGGGAAUGGGUUCAACCACUGGAGCUCUUUUCCUUUCACUAAUAACUAUUGCCUUGUUAAAAACAUUUAGAAUGCAUCACAAUACUCCCAUCAUCAAAGCUAAUAACAGGGAUCUCACUUAUAUUCUUCUUACCUCCCUUCUUCUCUGCUUCCUCUGUACUUUGCUUUUUAUUGGGCAGCCUCGGAAGGAGACAUGUUUUCUGCAGCAAUCAUUUUUUGGCAUUGUCUUUUCAGUGGCUGUCUCUUCAGUAUUGGCCAAAACCAUUACUGUGGUUCUGGCAUUCAGGGGUACCCCACCAGGGACAAAGAGAUCUAAGGGGAUGGGGAAAGGAUUAGCCAAUUCCAUUGUUAUUUUUUGUUCUCUUAUUCAGGUAGGCAUUUGUACUGUGUGGCUGUCAACCAGUCCCCCAUUCCUGGAUGCUGAUAUGCACUCAGGAAUGGAUGAAAUUACCCUCCAAUGUAAUGAGGCAUCACCUGUCAUGUUUUACAGUGUGAUUGGGUACAUGGGCUUUUUAGCCAUUGCCAGCUUUAUUGUGGCUUUCUUUGCCAGGAAUUUACCUGAUAGUUUCAACGAAGCCAAAUCUAUUACAUUCAGCAUGCUAGUGUUCUGCAGUGUGUGGUUGUCAUUUGUUCCAACUUACCUGAGCACUAAAGGAAAAUACAUGGUUGCUGUGGAGAUUUUCUCUAUUUUAGCUUCCAGUGUUGGAUUGCUGAGUUUCAUAUUUUUCCCCAAAUGGUACAUCAUUGUUGCGAGGCCUGAACUGAACAACAAAGAUCAUCUUAAGUGGAGAAAGCGCUGA